Molecule: messenger RNA, 3476 nt
Organism: Boleophthalmus pectinirostris (great blue-spotted mudskipper)
Lineage: Eukaryota; Metazoa; Chordata; Actinopteri; Gobiiformes; Gobiidae
Gene: cdh17
Product: cadherin 17, LI cadherin (liver-intestine)
Exons: 19
Coding region: 76-2685 (869 amino acids)
Biological process (GO): adherens junction organization; cell-cell junction assembly; homophilic cell-cell adhesion
Cellular component (GO): adherens junction; catenin complex; plasma membrane
Molecular function (GO): cadherin binding; calcium ion binding
Source: RefSeq, a predicted model, not a curated record
AACACGGACGAAGCUGGCUCUGAUUGCUCUGGACUCUCAGGAGUGACUUGCUCGAUUUCUUCAGCAAGAGCAAAAAUGACACUCAAAGUCCACUUGUUGUUACUUCCUCUCCUCUUCAGUGUUGCUGCAGGGGAGGGGCUCCAGGACAAAACAGGCCCAUUUGAGAACACUGCUCUGGAUGUCCCUGAGGCCACACCUGUCCCCUACGCCAUUCAUAAGUUCGAGGUACCACAUCCGGGAGUCGAUUCUUUUCGUCUGAGUGGAGAAGGAAGCGAAGACAUCAUGAUCUCACAGGACGGCUGGCUGUACCUGCAGCAACCCCUUGACUGGUCUAGAGACAAUCAUUACAUUAUUGGGGUAGAAGCUUUGGAAGGUGGCAGUGUGGUUGAGGGCCCCAUUUAUGUGACCAUAAAUGUGUUAGACAUCAACAACCACGCUCCAGUCUUCGACUCCACUGAAUACACAGCUGUGGUCCUCGAAAACACUCCAGCGGGGGUCCCAUUCACCCGUGUCGCUGCUUCUGAUCUGGAUGACCCAGCUUCUGUCAAUGCUCAUCUGAAGUACAGCUUAGUGCGCCAGAUUCCCUCCAAACACAACACAGACUUGUUUCAAGUCAACGCAGACACAGGGGAGAUCUCCACCACCCCAGAAGGGGCUCAGCUGUUGAAGGCACGGGAGGGCAUCAGGUACAGCAGAGGAGAGGACCAGAGCCUCGAGGCCUUGAAGACAAAGUUUGACCACUUCUGUUCUCCAGUGCAGACCAUCCCGUACGACGAGAACCCUUUCUUCACCUGUGUGGAGAGAGCAGAGAUCAGGAGGCGAAACAUUGACCCUGUGGAGGACCCUGACUACACCCUCAUCAUUCGUGUUCAGGAUUUGGGAGGAGAGUCUCCGAAUGCUCUCACUGGAAGCACCUACGUCAAUGUUAUUGUCAAGCAAAACCUCUGGAUCAACCCUGGACCCAUUACCAUCAAAGAGCAUCUGAAGGUGUCCUAUCCACACACCAUCGCAAAGGUUCAAUCUAAUGAUCCAAAUGCAGUGUACCGACUGGUGCAGAAAGAACGGCAGCUGAAAUUCCCCUUCAGGAUCUCUGAGGAUGGAGACAUCGAGCUGACAGAGGAGCUGGACCGGGAGGACAAGGACAGGUACACCUUGGUAGUUUUUGCUGAAGACCAAUAUGAAAACCCGCUGGACCCACCCAUGGAGAUCCACGUUAUUGUUGAAGAUGUGAACGACAAUCAGCCUCAGUGCGAUAACGAGGAGAACGUUUUUGAAGUGCAGGAGGAUGAACCCGUUGGCAGUCUGAUCGGGCAGUUGUUGGCUCAUGACGAUGAUGAGGAGGGAACCCUGAACUCUCAGCUCACGUAUUCUAUUGAGUCCGAAACUCCGCCCAACAGCGCCUUCUCCAUCGACCCCACCUCCGGAGAGAUACGCUCCCUGAAAGCACUGAGGAGACAGGACGCCAAAUCCUACCAGCUGUCUGUGCAAGUCAGCGACCCAGUUUUCAGCACACAGUGUAAGGUCGUCAUCAAGGUCAUUGACGUCAACAACGAGCUGCCACUGUUUGAGAAACAAGAUUAUGGCAGCCACACUCUGCCAGAGGACACACCUGUUGGACACACCCUGCUCACCCUGAAGGCGACAGAUGCAGAUGAGGCAGAGAGCGGCAGUUCUCAAAUCGAGUUCCAUAUUUCUGAAGGAAACGACGAUGGAAUCUUUGCUGUCGAAACGGAGGAAAACGGAGUCGGAAAGCUGGUCAUUGUGAAGCCUCUAGAUUUUGAAACAGCUUCCUCUUACAAUCUGAAGAUUGAUGCUCGUAACCCGGAGCCUCUGAUGAAGGGUCUGGAGUACGGCAGUGAGUCCUCCGCCUCUGUGCAGCUCUCGGUCACUGAUGUGGACGAAGACCCCGAGUUCAGCCUGAACGUCCUGGAGGUAACGGUCCCUGAAAACGUUACCAAGGGAACCGUCCUCCUCAAAGUGGACGCCAAGGACCCAGAGGGAAAAGAUAUUAGUUUUAAGUUGGAUGGAGAUCCUCAGGGCUGGCUGGAGGUGGACAGUGCCACUGGAGAAAUAAAGACCACAGAAAAACUGGACAGAGAAACACUGGAGACGUUCUCAGUCACUGUCACUGCCUUUGAGAAGGAUAACCCCGAGAAGUCUGCAGAGCGUGAGCUGUUUGUGCGGUUGUUGGACGUCAAUGAUCACUACCCCACAAUCUCAGACUCUAAAACUUUCAUUUGCUACAACAAACCAACUCCGGUCCUCAUCAAGGCUCAGGACCCAGACGCCCCUCCCUACUCUGAGCCAUUCACUUUUGCCUUUUCACAUGGCAAGAAGUCGCCCAACUGGGAUCUCACAACUGUCGAUGGCUCAACAGCUAAACUAACUCUGAAGAAGAGUCCAAAUGAGGAUAAAACCUUCACCCUGUCCAUUAAUAUUAAGGACAAUGCAGGAAUGGGCAUCAACCAGGCUUUUGAAGUGAAAGUGUGUAACUGCACAGAGCUGGGCUACUGCUAUGUUGCACCUGGGAAACAUAGCUUCAUAUUGGGAAUGGGAGCCACUGUUGGGAUCCUCGCCGGUGUCAUGGGAUUCUGCAUUAUCGCGUUUGUGGUUAUAGUCCGACGCAUUAACAAAAAGAAGAAGGAAGCGUCGAAUACCGAGGACGAGAGGAACGCCAUGAUGUAGAACAGAGAAACUAUAGUGCUAUUAUUAUUAUAAAUCAGAUUUUUUUUUAAAGUUAAAGAGUCUGAAACGUAUUUGUACAUUUGUUUGUUUUUUCCUCUGGUUUAUUUACAUUUUAUAUUAUAUUUAAUCAUGUCAGUCUCACCAUGGAGAUACACGCAUAGUACCGUUAUUGUAAGAGGAGGUUUUGAUUUGUUUUCUGCCCAAUCAUUUAUGUUCGCCCCUCAUUGGUUUAAUUUAUUUUAGUGUUGCAUUCUCAAAUGUUUUGCUUUUGUUCUAUGCCCCGAAAAUUGUAAACAUUUUGCUAACUCAAAGCUGAGGUACCUAAUCUUUUUAACUAUGAAAGAAGGAAGUAGGAAGUAUUUAAAUCUAGCAAACUUGUUCCUAGCUCACACAAACCAUUUUGCAAAUCACCAGUAUUCACACACAUGCAUUUUUUGUCCACUAGCAAAGCUUUAGGACAUCGUUUCCAGACAGAAGUGAGUCAGGGCCACUCUUAAAUCAUUGUACACUGACUAGCAAGUUUGCCAUAGUUGAAAAUGUUUUAUAAUUAUGACAGUGUGUAGCUGUGAUUUUUGUAAAGUAGUUCUGCUUUUAUAAAACAGUGUCUGAGGUGAAAGAACAAAAUUGACAUUGUGUACCUCAACUUUAAAUAUAGCAAACAGAUUGUCUUGGUUGUCAAAAUGCAUAUUAUAUGCUGCUGUUUUUGUUAGUCAGUCGGCUGUGAGCGAGUAUUACAUAAUUUUGUAAUGAGAAAUCACUGUUGACUGUCCGAAUAAACAAGGCGUCUCGGA